UUUUUAUCCCUAAUCGAGGUUUGAGAGUYUUUGGUGCUUUUUUUGUUGUCAGUGACGUAUCACUAAGUUGUUAUAGAGUGCAUGACACACAAACCAUGGGACAUAAAUCCGGACAAAGAGAGCARUUGCAAAUMUGAAUUAACACAUUYAGCUUUGUCGAAAAUUCACGUUUUUAUUAGACUGAAAAUCACAUAGGAAUAUAUACAACGCGCUUCUCAUUUACAAGUUGAAUUAACGAAAUGCAAAACAUAAAUGUGAAACUGAUAUAGAAAUGCCUCUAUCGUUGAGUUAUUAUCUUAAAACUAAUAUCCGCAAUACUCUUAGCUUAUAGAAUUAAGUAGACGUUGUUAGGCAAUCUGACAUGCCAUUGUAACAUUUCGUUUUGAUGUCAAUCUGUAACUUUCAAUAAAAGUUGGCAUUGGUUAGGUUUCGCGGUUUUGUUGGUUUCACUUGGCUCGAAAUCUUUUUGAAUKUCAUGGCCAUUUUACAACCUUAAUCUAUUGUUUUUUUCUGUUGUUUUCGGUCAGCUUGUUCUUUUUCUUUGUUUUCUUAUUCUUCGUUUUUAAAGACAAUGACGUGAGACGGUAGUGUUGUCGUGKUGCAAAUUUGGUUCASUCCGUGGCAACCGCCAUGAUGAAUCAUCCCGUGCUGGGAUUACAAGUGUAUUUAUUGUUGUGAACCCGCAGUUGUAUAUUCAAGCAAUCCSUAUGUCUUCAAUCGUUUAGAAUAAGACAAAUUGUGAUUAGAGSUUUAUUGCUAAACAGUUUCCAUCCAUCCUGUCCAGUUGUUUUGUAGCUUGUUUCUAAACUCAAAAAUGGCGCUCUAAAAUGUACACUAGCAAAAAAGUUGUCAGUUCUCCCUGUAUGCAGUCAAUAACUUCUACACUGAUGACGACAGUCGCAUUAUUGAAAUGAAAAAUCGUUUGAACAUCGAUGAAAUGCACGGUUUCUUAAUGACAUGAUUGGAUUUUGUGGUGACUUUUGUAUCAAAACCUACGAAUAAAAAGUCAUUAAUAUUUCAGAUGUCGUCCUGUUUGCUCGUUCUGAAUUUUGGAUGGAUGUAACUUGAAAACGACUUGAUGAAUAGCUCUUCAGACAAGAAGUUUUGUCGACAUGAACAAGUGAAAUGUCAUCAGUGAGGACUCACGCAGAAAACAUAAAUAAAUUGCAAGAUUCCUGAAGUUUGGAAGAUCGUAGGACUAYACCAAGCUGAACAUGAAUACUCUGUUUUUGCUGUUGGCCAUAGCUGUKUCAGGUGUUAGUUCACUAACAGGCAAUGGUAAUUCCAGUGUGUCUUCGAUCCUUGACCGAAUACUAAAGCAUGAAAAGUACGACAAGAGGCUAAGACCGAGUUAUGGAGAUGGACCUGUCGUUGUCACUGUUGGAUUCUGGGUACUUUCCAUCGACUCUAUUAAUGUUGUCGAUAUGGAUUACACAUUAGAUAUUUUUCUUAGACAAUCAUGGCGUGAUGAGCGAAUGGCGCACGAGCUCAACACAACAAUGUUUCUCAGCAACACAGUCAUGGAUAAAAUAUGGAUGCCAGAUUCUUACUUUGUCAAUGCGAAGUCAGGAAGCUUUCACAAAGUUACCAAAGAUAAUAUGAUGAUCAUGAUCAAACCAGGAGGAAUAGUACAAUACAAUGCAAGGGUUACUAUACGUUUGUCUUGCCCAAUGGACUUAAGAGCGUUUCCCAUGGACACACAGCAUUGUCCGCUUACCAUAGAGAGCUAUGGCUACAGUACCAAGCACAUUGUAUUCAAAUGGGAAAUUCCUGGCAAUGAUGGCUUAGGGUUUGUGCCACAAACCUUAAAAAUGCUGCCUCAAUACAAACUUGCUAAAGUUGAAUUAGCAACGUUAAAUAACGUUUAUGUUGUAGGAAAUUGGUCAGGUCUCAAAGCGACAUUCACGUUUGAAAGACUGUACAGCUAUUUUGUAAUUCAUGUGUACGGGCCGUGCUCGUUAAUCGUCUCCAUUUCGUGGGUUGCAUUUCUUCUUCCUCGUGAACAAGCGCCAGCUCGUAUUACUUUAGGAGUUACGUCUGUAUUGACCGUUGUCACCGUUCUCAAUAUGCUGAACAACUCCAUGCCGAAGGUCAAUUAUGUGAAAACUAUUGACAAAUAUCUUAUAGGAUGCUUUUUAUUUGUAUUUGCAACUCUUGUCGAGUAUUCUCUCGUUCUCUGGUUUUCCAAAGCUAUGAAGAAGUACAGACUAUGCCGUGAAGAAUGGCGGAAACAGCACGAUGCUGAAGAAGGAAUAGAUUCUCAAGUGACUUUCAGACAAAAGGUAGUAGCUUUAUCUACUAUUUAUCAACAAAUAGAAUGAGUGAAUGAAAACUCUUUCCAA
Exaiptasia diaphana is the source of this 2342-nucleotide messenger RNA. Its product is annotated as gamma-aminobutyric acid receptor subunit beta-4-like. Bases 1215 to 2321 code for a protein of 368 amino acids. Gene Ontology annotation, biological process: signal transduction; nervous system process; chemical synaptic transmission. NCBI's taxonomy places the organism in Eukaryota, Metazoa, Cnidaria, Anthozoa, Actiniaria, Aiptasiidae. The record is from RefSeq and is a predicted model, not a curated record. Gene Ontology annotation, molecular function: transmembrane signaling receptor activity; neurotransmitter receptor activity; extracellular ligand-gated monoatomic ion channel activity. Gene Ontology annotation, cellular component: membrane; synapse; neuron projection. The transcript has 10 exons.